Molecule: messenger RNA, 1953 nt
Organism: Serpula lacrymans var. lacrymans S7.9
Lineage: Eukaryota; Fungi; Basidiomycota; Agaricomycetes; Boletales; Serpulaceae
Exons: 1
Coding region: 1-1953 (650 amino acids)
Source: RefSeq, a predicted model, not a curated record
AUGUCGCCUCCUACAACGGCUCCGCCCAAGUCUCGUGAGGUGCCGCCCAGCAAGGCUGCUCCGCCAGCCCAGCAACCAGCACCCCAAGUCAAGCCAGGACCCAAGGACCAGGUAUCCAAUACCCAACAUCCUACUAAACAACCCACACAACUACCAUAUAGCAAGAAAGUCCCGCGUAGAUCCAGCAAACCAAUUAUCAACUGGUUUCAGCGCAAACUCGCUGGUACCGUAAAGACAAGGCGGGUGUCGGAUGGUUCACCUGUGCUCGCUCCUGUUGCAGAGGUGGGUUCUGGGCGCAAAGGUCGCAAUGGCACAGCUUUACCAGUAAAGACACGUUCGACUCGCUCAGUUUCUUCUCCGUGGCCUCAACCAUCUCGGGUGUCCUCACAAAGGAAUGGUGUGGGUAACAAUGGUGGAGCAUUGGGUCAGAGCAGACGGGACGAUAUUCAUCUUCAACGCAAAACUAUAUCUCUAAAUGGCGACGGGGACUUUGAUGAGCAUUCGGAAAUAGAAAGAGAUGUUGAAACAUCUACGCAUCAUUCUUCACUCGCGCGUGACUCGAUGUGGUCUCCUACUAGUCCCUUAGAAGCGGAUGAAGAUGCGUCUGUCAGACCCCUCCCUCCCAGCGCGCCACCUUCUCCAUCCCCUUCACACUCAUCCUCGUCCUAUAUGUCUGACCCUAGGACCUUCAGGAGUAUCGCUGCUAGUACAAAACCAACGACGUUGCUGAGUAUCGACAUGGCUCCUGCAGGUAUCGGACAUAUAGCACAGGUCCCAGUCACACCAGUUUCUCAGAUAGCACCUCGUUUUCCUCCUCACGUGCGGUCGUCCUCAACUGGCAUAUCAGCGGGGCAUGUAGGAAGCGGUGCAUCUAUCACUUUUUCUGCUCUUCCUCCGUCUCCACAGUCAUCUUCACGCCCGUCCUCAUUUAUGAACCAAGCCAAUGCUGGUUCUUCAAGUCCAGGUGGUGGUGGGCCAUCAUCAAACUCCAACAAUAUGAAUGGAGUUCAGGCCCCUCUUCACACUGCUCACCAUCCCCGGAAUAAUCCCCGUCCUUCGUCUCCUCCAAUGGAUAACGCGUCGGUCCUUACUUUGGCAUCAUCGGCUUAUGCUAUUCCUGGCGCGCGUUUGACAUUAGGCUCAGUUGGAUCUGCUGCUCUGUUUGCUAUGGGUGUAGGAGAUUCAGUUUCACAGUUAGGGGGAAGCAUGGCUGGAGAUGGCGAGGGAGAGAAUUCUAGCCAUUUCCUUUUAGCAGAUGACGAUAGGCUCGACGUUUACGGCGAUAGGGAUGUGGAUGCUAGCCUUCGAGCCCUUAGGCCAAGGAGCUCGCGAAGAGGCAGCUGGGAGAGUGAAGCGAGUGGUUGGAGCGCGAGAAUAUUGGGAGCUGGUGCAGGACUUAGCAUGGGCAGCAAGAGCUUAUGGACUAGCAAUAGUGUGAGGACUAACGGUCUUCUCAGUGUGGAAAACGAGGAGAAGGAAGCUGCUGAGGAAUCAAAGGACGAGGAUAAUCGCAACUCAAGUUCCAACUCGAGGAAUAACUCUGUCAAGGUGCCAUCCCCAAACACAAGACUUGCAGGCGGUGAUGUCUCCCCAACGAAACCUCAAGUAACCGAUGUCGAAAAAAUGGUACUAGAUGAAGCAAGUGCCCCUGAAAUCGUUGCAAUAGCACCUCCACUAGAGCAACGCGAAGAGUCGACAGAGACGACAGGGACCAAAGUUCCACCUGUUUCUGAGCAAGAGCAGUCCCAGCAGUCUGUAGAAAGCAAGCAGGAUGACAGGCAGGAUGCAGAUGAUGAAAGUCAUCCCUCGACGUCGUACCGGUCGCCAUCGAGUUCUUACGAUUCUGGUAGGACUGCUAGUGAUGGGGAUCUGCACAGUUUGGCAGCUACGAAUCGUACAGAGACAUGGCAAAGCGCACUUUCCAUACCAGCGCCCUCUACUCCUGUUGGUUAG